Molecule: messenger RNA, 633 nt
Organism: Humulus lupulus (European hop)
Lineage: Eukaryota; Viridiplantae; Streptophyta; Magnoliopsida; Rosales; Cannabaceae
Exons: 1
Coding region: 1-633 (210 amino acids)
Molecular function (GO): nucleic acid binding
Source: RefSeq, a predicted model, not a curated record
AUGAACAAGAUUUUGGCAGCUUUGUUAGCCAAAUAUAGUGUGAAACACAAGAUUGCUACAGCCUACCACCCUCAAACAAAUGGUCAAGCAGAAGUAUCAAAUAUGGAGAUCAAGGGAAUCCUAGAGAAAGUGGUGAAUCCUAGUAGAAAGGAUUUGCCUCAGCAAUUGGAUGAUGCUCUUUGGGCCUAUAGAACGACUUUCAAAACUCCUUUGGGGAUGUCACUGUAUCGUUUGGUUUUGGGAAAAUCUUGUCAUUUUCCUGUUGAGUUGGAGCAUAAGGCAUAUUGGGCCACUAAGAAGUUGAAUAUGGAUCUCCAGGCUACUAGAGAAGCUCGAAAGUUACAACUAAAUGAGCUGGAUGAGAUGAUAUUUUUCUCCUAUGAAAAUGCUAAGCUGUACAAGGAGAAAACUAAGAGGUGGCAUGACCAGAAAAUUCAAGCUCGAGUCUAUGAGAAGGGGCAGAAAGUGUUACUCUUCAACUCGUGCUUGAAGUUGUUUCCAGACAAAUUGAAGUCCCGCUGGUCUGGCCCAUUCACCGUGGUGAAAGUUUACCCCUUUGGAGCAGUUGAAGUUUGGGAAGAUCAAUCCGAAAGGGAAUUCAAAGUGAAUGGGCAGCAUUUGAAACAUUAUUGA